GAUUUCACGUAUCGACAGGUUGAACUUCUUCAUAUGGAAUAGAGAUAACCCGGAGGUAAAGUAUUUUGUGGAAACGCUAUAGUUGUCGUCAUCCGGUAUCAAACAAUCUUUAUGCAUGGCUGGACGGGUCAGGUAAAGGUAUAAGUAUUCACUCUGUCCUCGCAAUCGAUCGUUUUUCUUCUCCUAUUCCUUCUAUUUUAUACUCAAAACAUCUGAGAAACAUAUACACCGUAACAAUGUCUGCAAACAACGUUACCUCAAAGACCUUCACCCUCAACACCGGUGCUAAGAUUCCAGCUAUUGGUCUCGGCACAUGGCAAUCACCACCGGGUGAAGUCGAGAAGGCUGUAGAGAUUGCUCUUCGCAAAGGUUAUAGACACAUUGACACAGCUCUUGCAUACGGAAACGAAUCAGAAGUUGGUCAAGGUAUCAAAGCAUCCGGUGUUCCAAGAGAAGAGAUUUGGCUCACUACCAAACUCGACAACCCAUGGCACAAGAGAGUUCAGGAAGGUAUUGAUUCUUCCUUGAAGUCUCUUGGUACCGAUUAUGUCGACUUAUACCUCAUGCAUUGGCCAUCAUCGACCGACCCAGAUGACUUGAAGAAGCACUACCCAGAUUGGGACUUCAUCAAGACAUGGCACGAAAUGCAAAAGCUCCCUGCCACUGGCAAAGUAAAGAACAUUGGUGUAUCGAACUUUGGUAUUAAAAACUUGGAGAAGCUCCUCAGCGACCCAGGAACCACCAUUGUUCCAGCCGUUAACCAAAUCGAGCUCCACCCAAACAACCCUUCCCCAAAGCUCGUCGCAUACAACACAUCAAAGGGUAUCCACAGCACCGGCUACUCUUGUCUCGGUAGCACAAACUCGCCUCUGUACAAGGACCAAACCUUAUUGUCCCUCGCAGAAGCAAAGGGCAAGACUCCACAACAAGUACUUCUUGCCUGGGGUAUUCAAAAGGGAUGGUCUGUCAUUCCAAAAUCCGUCAACAAGGAACGUGUUGAGAAGAACUACGAGCUUGAUGGUUGGGAAUUGACUAGUGAGGAAGUUGAGAAAUUAGACAACCUGAAAGAUAGAUUCAAGGUCUGCGGAGAUGCUUGGUUACCUAUCAAGGUCUUCUUUGGCGAUGAUGAGUAAAGGAUUUAAUUGUUUAUAAUUUAGAGAUACCAUGAAGUAAUAGAAUAUAGAGCUUCUCA
Botrytis cinerea B05.10 is the source of this 1192-nucleotide messenger RNA. RefSeq lists its product as hypothetical. The transcript is spliced from 4 exons. NCBI's taxonomy places the organism in Eukaryota, Fungi, Ascomycota, Leotiomycetes, Helotiales, Sclerotiniaceae. Gene Ontology annotation, molecular function: aldose reductase (NADPH) activity. The record is from RefSeq and is a predicted model, not a curated record. Bases 237 to 1133 code for a protein of 298 amino acids. Gene Ontology annotation, cellular component: cytosol.